UCUUGCCUUCACCUACAUUUUCUUAGCCGUGUGUCAAUCAGCGCAUCACUUGGGUCACCUCGUUGCACUCUUGCUUUUCCUCGUUGACAAUUCCCAUUUCUUGGUUUCUGGGGGCCUUGUCGCCUUCUCACCGAGGCAAACUUUCUCCCGAUUUACAUCAUGUCCGAGUCACCCAAAGAAAAGAUACCAGAAGAAGAUGAAGCGACAGAAGCGCCACUGAGCAUGGCGGCUUCUGUCGUCUUAAGCAGCCUUCCGAAGGAUGCAUCCAAAGCACUCGAAACGGCCGGAAAUCUCAAUGUUCAGAAAGUAACUAUACGCCUCCAACCCAUAGGCUCAGCCCCGCAUCUCACUCAGCGUAUCUUCAAACUCAGCACCAAUCAGAAUUUUGCAACCAUAGUCCGUUUUCUGCGCAAGAGACUGGGUGUGAAGGAGCAUGAGAGCGUAUUUUGUUACGUGGGAAGUGUGUUUAGUCCUGGGCUGGAUGAGGGCGUGGGGAACCUAUGGAGCUGUUUCAAGCAAGGAGAAGAGCUGGUUGUGGGGUAUGCUCUUUCUCCGGCUUUUGGGUAGCCGGAGAACAAGAAUGAACCAUGGACAGGAAUGAUGAGAGGUUGGUGUUUUGGAGAGACAUGCAUUGUCUUGAUGAUAUGUUGAUGGUCGUUGUUUGU
Molecule: messenger RNA, 665 nt
Organism: Bipolaris maydis ATCC 48331
Lineage: Eukaryota; Fungi; Ascomycota; Dothideomycetes; Pleosporales; Pleosporaceae
Product: ubiquitin-like autophagy protein Apg12-domain-containing protein
Biological process (GO): autophagosome assembly; nucleophagy; autophagy of mitochondrion
Cellular component (GO): Atg12-Atg5-Atg16 complex; cytoplasm; phagophore assembly site membrane
Source: RefSeq, a predicted model, not a curated record